Anolis carolinensis (green anole) is the source of this 1946-nucleotide messenger RNA. Its product is annotated as retinol dehydrogenase 8. Gene Ontology annotation, biological process: estrogen biosynthetic process. The record is from RefSeq and is a predicted model, not a curated record. NCBI's taxonomy places the organism in Eukaryota, Metazoa, Chordata, Lepidosauria, Squamata, Anolidae. Gene Ontology annotation, cellular component: cytosol; cytoplasm. Gene Ontology annotation, molecular function: estradiol 17-beta-dehydrogenase [NAD(P)+] activity. The transcript has 6 exons. Bases 16 to 969 code for a protein of 317 amino acids.
CUACCAGCUCCCACAAUGGCUCAAAAAACAGUCCUCAUCACAGGUUGCUCCUCGGGAAUCGGGAUGGCUUUGGCCGUAAAAAUGGCCGCAGAUGAACAGAAAAGAUUCAAAGUCUAUGCUACAAUGCGAAACUUGGAUAAAAAGGACCACCUUGUAGAAGCUGCAGGCAGGACUAUUGGCAACACAAUGGAGAUUAUGCAACUGGAUGUUUGCAAUGAAGAUUCCAUUAAAAUGUGUAUCAGCAACAUCCCAGAUAGAAGAAUUGAUAUCCUAGUUAACAAUGCUGGUGUGGGACUCAUUGGGCCAAUUGAGUGCCAAACUAUCGACGAGAUGCAAAAUGUGAUGGAUACAAACUUCUUUGGACUGGUCCGGCUGCUAAAGGAGGUUUUACCUGACAUGAAGAAAAGAAGGAGUGGCCAUAUUGUUAUUAUUAGCAGCGUCAUGGGGGUCCAAGGUAUUCUGUUCAAUGAUGUGUAUGCCGCAUCUAAAUUUGCAGUGGAAGGAUUCUGUGAAAGUUUAGCCAUACAAGCACUCAAGUUUAAACUGCAUCUUUCUUUAAUAGAACCAGGGCCAGUGGUUACAGAGUUUGAAAGGAAGGUUUUCGAAGAUGGAAUGAAAAUGGAUCUUUCGGCUGCAGAUAAGGAAACAGCUGAUAUGUUUGUAAAUAUUUACCUGAAAAAUUACAAGCAAAUUUUCCAGACUCUGGGGCAAAGUGCUGAAGACAUAGCAGAGCAUACAGUGAAGAUAAUUCUGGCUGAAAAUCCACCCUUUCGUCAUCAGACCAAUACUUUAUACACUCCAAUUACAACGCUGAAGUACGCUGACCCUAAUGGAGACCUACCAAUCGAGACCUUCUACAAAUUGGUUUUUCAGCAUGAUAAAAUUUUCAGUGCAAGUCUUAACUUCAUUAAAUUGCUGAGAUGGAAAAGCAGGAAAAGCUUUGACUUGGGAGAAAGAUCUUCCCAGUGAAGAAAUGUUGCAAUGUUGAAAUGUUUCACUUGUUACUUUGUAUGUCAAUGAGGUGGGGGAAACCUAAAAUAAUGUGAAGUGUCUCUGAAUCAAUCUUUAUUUCAAAAUAUAGUAUCUCAGUAUGAAUGGGAAAGGUGCAGCCCUUUAGAUGCAGCUAGAUUCCAAUACUCUAGCAGCAUAGUCAGUUGUGAGGCAUGUCAGGAGUCUUAGUCCUUUAAUAACUGAAAGAUUACACAUUCCUAACUCCUUUACUAAGCAACGCCCCAUCAUCACCAGAAAAUACCAUUUUCUGAUUUUAGUUCAAUUUAUGAACACAAAUCUGCCAUUUUUAGUAAGCAUUUCAUGUACAGUACUUGUAAAUUGAAUAGCAGUAUUUUAAAAUAAACUUUAAUUUGCUUCUUCAAUAAAAAAUGCAUGAAGGUUGAGAUAACUUCUCAAGGCAAGACCAUUAAAUGGUUAAGACUUUCCUGGUUUGUUCUAUCAAAUGUCAAAACCUAUGGAAGGAUAAUUGUAACCUGAAUGCUUCCCUAUUGAAAUCUCAAAGAAAACUAUCUUGUUAACAAGGGGGUAUUUUUUAGUUAGCAAAGCAUUUGAAUAUACUAAUUUCUCCUAACAACUUAUACACCCCAGGAAAACUUUUCCUAUCAGAUUUUGUUAAACACGAUUUUGUGAUAGGGAAGAAUGUGUGCCCAAUAACUUCACUCAAUUUUAAUUGUUAUACUUAUGACCACUGUUUCUAUAAAACAAUUGUGGUAUGUGUUAUGUACCUGCUGUUUUAGAAACAUAGAAGAGGGAUGUGCAUGACAAUAAGGAUCGAAUAAAAUACACAAUGUCAGAACAAAGCAUAACAUUUAAUUAUAACUUUCUUAAAACUGCUCGGGGGGGGGGGUGUCACAUUUUUAAUCAUCUUCUUUAUUUUUGACAAUAAUACAAUAAGGCAGGGUGAAGAGCAAAACGAUAUAAAAAACUGACUCACA